AUGAAUAAUUAGAGUGUCCAUGAAUGCUACAAUUUAAAAAUCAAUGUAAAGUAAUUUAGAUAAAUUUCCUUCUUGAUAUGCCUUAAGACAAAAAUUAUUGAAUGCUAUAAGUAGGAAGAGGAUGUAAAAUUGAUUAUUAAUGUAAUGAUUAAAAAUUAGACCUAAUUUUCAACUUUUAAUAUUAGAAAAUGCAUUAUAUUUUAAGAGAAUGAAUGA
Messenger RNA from Paramecium octaurelia, 216 nucleotides. NCBI's taxonomy places the organism in Eukaryota, Ciliophora, Oligohymenophorea, Peniculida, Parameciidae. The record is from the annotation of a GenBank genome assembly.